AUUAAUCAGGUGGGAAUUCCAUAAGACCUACUUUCGAUUUAGGACAGCCCGUUUCAAAAUAAUGGCAUCUAAAACUGACGUUCAUGAUAUUUCAAAGCAAAUAGAGAAGCUUGAAAUUGAGCAUGAUCGGCAAGAUCCGACACCCCAAUUCGACGUAUCUUCUGAUCUGGAGUCGGCCCUAUCGUUCGAUGGAAGGAAAGAUUCUUUGUCAGACAGCAACCUCAUACCGCGUGGUGCAAUCAGGACAACUAAACCGAGUAAACUGACUGAACCAUAUCAAACACGCCAACUUAGAUCGGAUGAACCAUAUGGCAACCAGUUUCCAAAUAGACAGUCUGGUGGACAAUGGAAUUAUAUGUCGCAACAAGCACAUCAGACAGGCAACGAUACUGUAAUUGAAAACCGGAAUGCAUCUUUUUCUGCCGAAUUUGCAGUGCCAACACCUAUGAAUCAGGAUACCAGUUAUCUUUCAACACGUCAAGUGUCCAAUAAUGAAAAUGACUGGGACCUUGUUCUGGACACUAUUCAAAGAGAUACCACGUCACAAGCUGGGUCCACAACACCAGUAGAUAGAACAAUGGAUUCGCGUUUCAACGAAUUGUUACAUAGUCUAAUGGAAUACGACAAUGGGUCACAACAGUCUACCUCGGCCAGCACGAGUCAAUUCUUUCAAAAAGAGCCCUUUUAUCAAAAAACAGAAAACAGUCGCGUAUUGCCAUCAUCAAAUGCAACACCGGUUCAUCGAAAUAAACAUGCUGGAAAAAGAUCGUCCCGAAAUCUGCAGUCGGAGUCUUUUCAACCGUUUUCAUCGUACUUAACUGCAAACGUUUCCGAUUCGACAGUAGAAAAUUGUCCACCCCAAAAUGCAGAUUCAUUUGGCAGCGGUUGGCCACAAACUUAUAAUGCAGAAACUUGUCAAGCUGUUUCACAUUUUAAUGUUUCUUCAAGUAAUAACAUACUUCCAAUAAUCAGUGAGAUUUCAAGUAGCAUCCCAGUGACUCCAAUUCAUAUUAUUUUACAAGAGGGUAACCAGAAUAUUGCCCCAAGUGCUACUCAGCUAACCAUUCAAUCACUGAGCCAGCAGACGGCAGAACCAUUAAACCCAGCUUUUCUAGAUACAUUGAAUCAGCAGACUAGUUCGCCAUUUAAUCAGCCGGCAACACAAACAGUACAGCUACCAUUGAACCAGACAACUACUCAGCCAUUUAUUCAGCCGGUAACACAACAAGUACAGCCAACAUUGAACCAGACAACUAGUCCACCUUUUAACCAGCCGGGAACACAACCAGGGCAGCUACUAUUGAACCAUACAACUACUCAGCCAUUUAAUCAGCCAGUAACACAACCAGUACAGCUACCAUUGAACCAGACAACUACUCGGCCUUUUAAUCAGCCGGGAACACAACCAGUACAGCUACCAUGGAACCAGCCAACUAGUCCACAUUUUUAUCAGCCGGGAACACAACCAGUACAGCUACCAUUGAACCAGACAACUACUCAGCCAUUUAUUCAGCUGGUAACACAACAAGUACAGCAAAUAUUGAACCAGACAACUAGUCCGCCUUUUUAUCAGCCGGGAACACAACCAGUACAGCAAACAUUGAACCAGACAACUACUCAGCCAUUUAAUCAGUCAGUAACACAACCAGUACAGCAAACAUUGAACCAGACAACUACUCAGCCAUUUAAUCAGUCGGUAACACAACCAGUACAGCAAACAUUGAACCAGACAACUACUCAGCCAUUUAAUCAGUCGGUAACACAACCAGUACAGCUACCAUGGAACCAGACAACUACUCAGCCUUUUAAUCAGCCGGGAACACAACAAGUACAGCAAACAUUGAACCAGACAACUAGUCCGCCUUUUUAUCAGCCGGUAACACAACCAGUACAGCUACCAUUGAACCAGACAACUACUCGGCCUUUUAAUCAGCCGGGAACACAACCAGUACAGCUACCAUUGAACCAGACAACUACUCGGCCUUUUAAUCAGCCGGGAACACAACCAGUACAGCUACCAUUGAACCAGACAACUAGUCCGCCAUUUAAUCAGCCGGGAACACAACCAGUACAGCUACCAUGGAACCAGACAACUAGUCAGCCAUUUAAUCAACCAUUAAAUCAACCGGGAACACAACCAGUACACCAAACACUGACAACGUCGAUAUCUCAACAUUGUACACAAUCGUUGCAGCAAGGAUUCCGGAGUCCGGUGAAAAGUCAGACAGUGCAGCAGAGUAUUCAAACAUUACCAGUAACACUGAACCCGUUAUAUAUAACGCCAUUUCACCAGAGUCAACCUCGUAUUCAACUCUCACAUCAGACGUCUAACCAGCCGAAUAGACCAAUACUUCCGAAGCCAACGCAAUCAGUAAAUGCAAUUCAAACCCCUAGACUGAAGUCGACACCAACACACAGCGCUGUUGAAAGAGACAAGCGUGUUGCCCCAACACGAAACGUUGGCAAAAAUAAACAGAAAGAAGAUAAAGCUAGACGCGAUAUCAGUAAGCUCACAGAAACACAGCUACAGGGUGUAGACCCAGAGAAAGGUGACACUAUUGUCCAUGAAUACGCCUGCCGUGGCCCACAUGAGAACUAUCAUCUACAAGCUCUGCUAGAGAGACUUAAACAGAAAAAUAUGAUCAACAUCAUGAUCAACAGUAAAAAUAAGAAAAAUCAAACAGCGUUGUACUGCGCUGUAAGUCUGAACUAUGACAAAGUUAUAAAAACGUUGUUGAAAUUCGGUGCUGACCCAAAUAUUAAAGCCCAGAAUGGCGAUGAGCAAUCUGCGCCCAUACACAUUGCGGCCUGUUCUGGGACUGCUAAAACCAUUGAUGCACUUCUGGAAGCUUUAAAUAUCGAUAUUGAUUCGAUAAAUAGUUAUGGACAAACAGCACUUCACUGCGCUAUUGUUCAACAAUUUGUUGCUCAAAAGGAGAAGGAUGGGUCAAGAAAGGUUGCUAUGGAAAAACUGCUACAGAAAAGAGCGAAUCAUACAUUGCAGGACACAAAAGGGAGGACCCCUCUCAUCUACUGUGUCCUUCAAAAACAAAAGGAUCUCCUGACCACACUCGUAAAUCACAUUGAACCAGCGAGACGAAAGACAGCUAUUCGGAUGAAAGAUCAUUUUUGCAAGUCAGCAUGGGACUAUGCCGAAGAUUUGACGGGCAGUGAUGAAAUGUUCUAUUCUAAUUAUUUAUCACGUUUUCAGGAGUAAUUGUUUAAAACGUAUUUAUUUAGUUUUAAGUUAUUUCCGAUCAUAGUUCAUUGGAAGUAUGACAUGUGAAUCACAAAAUACAUAAAUGUGUGUGCAAUAAAGACUUCUGAUUUUUUUAAUCAUUUUAAAUGAUUUUACAUCUUGAUAAGGGUACAGAAGAAGACAUAUCUACAUGGAGUCGUGACAUAUUUGUAGAAAGAUCCCAUGUAUAUUCAUUGUCAAUAUUGUUUGGGUAAAAUGGUACAUGUCUGAACUACAAUAUGAUGAGAUAGAAGACAUUUUGACUGAUUUUCGAACUAUUAGUAAAUUUUAUUACACCAAA
Mya arenaria is the source of this 3539-nucleotide messenger RNA. RefSeq names its product mucin-5AC-like. Gene Ontology annotation, biological process: protein localization to ciliary inversin compartment. Lineage: Eukaryota; Metazoa; Mollusca; Bivalvia; Myida; Myidae. Gene Ontology annotation, molecular function: protein binding. The transcript has 6 exons. The record is from RefSeq and is a predicted model, not a curated record. The coding region runs from base 62 to 3217 and encodes 1051 amino acids. Gene Ontology annotation, cellular component: ciliary inversin compartment.